Dentiscutata erythropus is the source of this 192-nucleotide messenger RNA. The record is from the annotation of a GenBank genome assembly. Lineage: Eukaryota; Fungi; Glomeromycota; Glomeromycetes; Diversisporales; Gigasporaceae.
GAAUCACAGACUGUGGCAGAUAUGCCGAUUGAUCCAAAUGAGCCGCUCUAUUGUUAUUGCAAACAAGUUAGUUAUGGAGAAAUGGUUGCAUGUGAUAAUAGUGAAUGUGAGAUUGAGUGGUUUCAUUUUACAUGCGUCGGUCUCUCAGAUCGUCCUAAAGGAAAGUGGUAUUGUAAUGAGUGCUCGGAUAAG